AUGUUAGCACGAAUAGUAACACCAAGUACAACAAUCAUGACUGUACAACAUGUCAAUGGUGUCUAUUUCAGCAACUCUCGACGAAAUUCAAGUCAAAGCAGCAAUGAAAUCGAUCCAUAUCGUGCACGUUAUGAACGUUUAUGGCGGCAAAAGGCCACUCUAGACUGGUUACCGAAAGCUGAAGGUGAUUGGAACGAAAGCAAUGGCAAAAAGCAAACGUAUUACAAUAAGAUUCUUGCUACUGGCAUCAUCUCUUUUGUUCUCUCAAUCAUCUAUUUACGAACAGUCAUUAUAACUCGAUCCGGUGCAUUAACAUCGCCGCCAUAUCAUCUGGUCGGCGACGAGGACUUCCCUGGUUCAAAAUAUGAUGAUACAACCGAACUGAAAUAG
Molecule: messenger RNA, 390 nt
Organism: Adineta ricciae
Lineage: Eukaryota; Metazoa; Rotifera; Eurotatoria; Adinetida; Adinetidae
Source: the annotation of a GenBank genome assembly